UUGGAUAUGAAAAUCUGCCACAUCCUCCCUACUCUCCGGACCUCUCCCCUAAGGAUUAUCAUUUUUAUUAGACAUAUGGGCCACUACUUACAGGGAAAAAAAUUUAAGAAAAAAGGAAUUAGAAAAUGCGUUUUGGGAGCUUAUCAAUUCUUAAGAUUGGAAAUUCUAUUCCAAGAUGGCUGCUGUUGUGUUCUCUGAACAUAUCUGUCACCGUAGGAGAAAUCUUUGGUGACGUGGAAUCCUGCGGACCGGACGUCGUGUGUGAAGGCAAGACGCCAGAGAAGAACCCUGAGUACUUCAAGCCGACGAUGAGCAAUCUGCAUAGAUGUUACUGUGAUGAGGAAUGCGUGAAGUACGGAGAUUGCUGCAAGGAUAGAGCACCAUUCCCAUAUAGCCCUGUCGAAAACAUCACAUGGUCCUGCGUAGCUAAUUCUUACAACCAAACCUUUUACGCUGUUUCUAAUUGUAUGAUAAAAGAACCAUGGAACAGACUGUGCCAAAAAGAAGUUUAUGUUUCACACAUGGAAUAUGUUUCGGAUCUUCCAGUUUUCUCAAACUACACCGGCUUAUACUAUGCAAACGUUUUCUGCGCUUACUGUGAUCCACGGUUGUGGCUAGAGUACGGACAUGUGCUGGCAAACUACUUCACAAAGCCUGAGCUCCUCACUGAGUGCACUCCGAAUAUCAAUAUAAACACGUUAAUGGCGGAGGGCCAAUACAUACCUCGGAGACUCAGCUGGAAGGUGAGAGAUGGCUACUGUGGUAUUUUCCAAAAAGAGGAAAUCGAACGUGGAAGACCGUGUAUCCCAUCUAUAUCCAGCUGCCCCGUCGGCACCGAAAAGUCCCUGUCUGAUAAAUGUGCAGCAUAUUCUCAGUUAUUAUCAAUAAAUGAUACUGUAUUCCGGAACCCUCAUUGCGCUAUCUGCAACGGCGUAGACCAGUCUCAUUCUCUCUGCAAGUACAAAAAACCUACAAUCAAGUGGCGUGGAAUAACUGAUAUUUUUAGUUUGAAUUGGUUUGUAGACAGUUGUCAGGAAAAAAUGCAUCUUCGUGAUAAUUUGCAUCAGGAGUGCAAAGCCGUCAAUUGCGAUCUGGUAUCUGGCAAAUGUCAUAUCAAUGAAUGCGAUGAUACAUGCCACCCCAAAGGCUAUAUACACAUGAGCGGAUAUUUAAUGUACGCCUGCCUCUCGGCCUCCAUUAUCUGCCUCUUGAUCCACGUGUACAGGGCCAUCUUCAUAUGCCCUCCUAGGAACUUGCCUUCCAGGAUCCUGAAUUCCCUAGCCUGGUCAAUGCUCAUCGCACAAACCCUCUUCCUCACAAGCAUGUACUCCUUAGCGAGAUUACCGCAUCAUGUUAAUCUAUGUUAUAUAACUGCUGUGACUAUACAAUAUUUCUUUUUAGCUUCUUUCAUGUGGAUGAGUGUGAUCAGCUUCGAUAUUUGGUUCACUUUCUCCAAUACUUUCCAGCUAAUCUCCACUAGUUACACAAAGUACGCAAUAUAUGCGUGGGGUGGCACCGCUAUAAUGACUACCUUCUCAGUUAUCAUCGACCUGACUGAUUUCUUCCCAUCCGAUUUCCGCCCCGAGUUCGGUCCGGUAAACAAUAUUUGCUGGUUAGGAAGUUACAACGGGCUUGCCUACUACUCUUUACUUCCUAUUGGCACUGUCCUCUUCCUCAAUACUGUAUUCUUCAUCAUGACAAUUUGUUUAAGCUAUUGGAAGGGAAGCAGAGGUGGGGGAAGAGGAAGGGGAGGUGCAGAGUGCAAAGAGGAGGGUAAGGGUGCACUGGGGAGGCGGUGCAGGAGGGGGCGGUGCACCGGGAGGGAUGCAGUCGGCGGGGAGCGAGGGAGGGACAGGAUGCCAGCUGGGGGCAGGAGCUUCGGCCGGCCAGGAGCAGGAGCUACUGCGGGGGUGGUUAGCGAGGCAACCCUUCGCUCAGGGGUGGUUUGGCUAUAA
This is a messenger RNA of Nezara viridula (southern green stink bug), 1955 nucleotides long. Lineage: Eukaryota; Metazoa; Arthropoda; Insecta; Hemiptera; Pentatomidae. The record is from the annotation of a GenBank genome assembly.